AGGGCCCCAACAAAACUGAUGAGUAAUGGGAAGGUCUGCAUGCAAGAUGCUUGGGUCCGAGGGCCAGUCGGUGAACCCCGGCCAUCAGAUCUGCAGACACGAGUAGCCGGGCCAGGCCUGUCGCACACGCGCAGGACAUCCACAGUCCUCUCUGGCGCUAGACUUAUCGCGGAAUGCGAACCCACAAUGGAUGGGAAGACCAACAAGCAAGCGACAAGCGGAAGGCUGCGCGCGCCUGCCACAGGGCGGUCCCAGCGUCCCCCACCCAGCCAGCCUGCCUUCAAGAGCCAAGACCGCCUCGCCUGA
Gaeumannomyces tritici R3-111a-1 is the source of this 306-nucleotide messenger RNA. RefSeq lists its product as hypothetical. The transcript has a single exon. NCBI's taxonomy places the organism in Eukaryota, Fungi, Ascomycota, Sordariomycetes, Magnaporthales, Magnaporthaceae. The record is from RefSeq and is a predicted model, not a curated record. The annotation marks the transcript as partial.